UGUUUCCUGCCGGAGAACGGACCUCAGACCGGAAGAGGAUGGCGGCGACCGCUCUGAAGAGGUUUUGGGCCCGAGGACGCCGAGAAGCGGGAGACGCGGCGGCUGCCAAGCCCGGCGUGUGGGCGCGGCUGGGCGCCUGGGCCCGCGCGCUGCUCAGGGACUACGCCGAAGCCUGCCGGGACGCGGCGGCGGCGGCGCGGGCGCGGCCGGGGCGAGCGGCGGCGUGGGCGGCGCUGCUGGGCGGCGCGGCGGCUUGCUGCUCGCUGGCGCCCAGCGAGGCGGCCUUCGAGGAGGCGCUGCUGGACGCGUCGGGGACUCUGCUGCUGCUGGCGCCGGCCACGCGCAGCCGGCCUGCCGAGGGCUUCGUGCAGCGGCUGCUGUGGCUUCGGGGCCGCGGGCGCCUGCGCCACGUGAACCUGGGGCUCUGCUCGCUGGUGUACGAGGCUCCCUGCGACCCCCAGGCCAGCCUCUACCAGGCUCGCUGCCGCUACCUGCAGCCCCGCUGGGCCGACUUCCCGGGCCGGGUCCUGGACGUGGGUUUCGUGGGCCGCUGGUGGGUGCUGGGCGCUCGGAUGCGCGACUGCGACGUCAACGACGAGGAGUUCGCGCACCUGCCCGCGCACCUGCGCGUGGUCGGGCCGCAGCAGCUGCGCUCCGAGGCCAACGAGCGGCUGUUCGACGAGAAGUACCUGCCCGUGGUGCUGACCGCGGAGCAGGUGGACCAGGCGCUGUGGGAGGAGCAGGUGCUGCAGCGGGCGAGGAGAGACCGGCUCGCCGCGAGCGAGGCGGAGGCCGCGCGGUGAAGCCCCGCGGCGCCGUGCCCGGGAGCGCGACCCCCGAGCCGAAGACGUCGGACUCGUCCCGUGCGUGGACCUGGCCCCCUGUUUGCAUGACGGACGCCCCCGCUUGUGUCUUGUGUUUACUUUGCAAUAGAAGCUGGAAAAGUA
Molecule: messenger RNA, 947 nt
Organism: Oryctolagus cuniculus (rabbit)
Lineage: Eukaryota; Metazoa; Chordata; Mammalia; Lagomorpha; Leporidae
Source: RefSeq, a predicted model, not a curated record